Messenger RNA from Fusarium subglutinans, 672 nucleotides. Its product is annotated as bacterial-type extracellular deoxyribonuclease. The transcript is spliced from 4 exons. Lineage: Eukaryota; Fungi; Ascomycota; Sordariomycetes; Hypocreales; Nectriaceae. The coding region runs from base 1 to 672 and encodes 223 amino acids. The record is from RefSeq and is a predicted model, not a curated record.
AUGAAGGUCUCUCUCGCUCUUCUCGUUCCUGUUGCUGGCGUCCUCGCCGCACCUACACCUCCCGGCAUUCCCAGUGAUUCCACUGCUCGCUCACUUCUGAGCGGUCUCACUGUCGCCGCUUCCACCAACACAGACACCUAUGACCGAGACCUCUUCCCUCACUGGGAGACCUAUGAGGGUGCCUGCAACACUCGUGAGUACGUCUUGAAAAGAGACGGAACAUCCGUUGUCACCAACUCGGCUUGCGCGGCUACUUCAGGCACUUGGAAGUCUCCCUAUGACGGCGCCACCUGGACACAGGCCAGCGACAUCGACAUUGAUCACAUGGUUCCGCUGAAGAAUGCUUGGAUUUCUGGAGCCGCUUCGUGGACUACCGCCAAGCGUACCCAGUUCGCCAAUGAUGUUACACGACCCCAGCUGUGGGCAGGCAAGUCAACCCAAACCCAAUGCUUUACGCAUCAAGAACAACAAGCUAACAUCAUCAUCAUCAUCAAAGUUACCGACAAUGUCAACCAGGCAAAGAGCGACAAGUCCCCUGAUUCUUGGAAGCCUCCUCUGACCAGCUUCUACUGCACCUACGCCAAGAGCUGGAUCCAGGUCAAGAGCUACUGGCAGUUGACUAUCACCAGCGCCGAGAAGACCGCUCUCGGUUCCAUGCUUGACUACUGUUAA